This is a messenger RNA of Xenopus tropicalis (tropical clawed frog), 3010 nucleotides long. It is a transcript of the gene plekho2, whose product is annotated as pleckstrin homology domain containing O2. Lineage: Eukaryota; Metazoa; Chordata; Amphibia; Anura; Pipidae. The record is from RefSeq and is marked provisional.
GGUGCAUGGAGGAGGACAUCUGGCUUCCCUUCCUGUAAAGAAGGCUCUGGGCAGGGACAGCGUAUCCCGGAGACAGGCUGACCAUGGAAGAUGGUGAGAAGGAGAGUGGUGACACCCCUCUUGGGCUGCCGGUGACAUAUAAAGCUGGAUGGCUGAAGAAAAGCAGUGGGUUGCUGGGACUGUGGAAAGAUCGGCACAUUGUGCUUCUAAAAACCCAGCUGUUGCUGUGCGAGAGUGAGAAUGACCAGAAAGGUGAGGCAGUGGAGCUUGCAGACUAUGAACGGUGCCAAGACCAUAAAGGCUUUCUAAAGCGGAAGAGGCAUUUCACACUUAUACCCUCACCUCAAACCAAGGGUCAAGAUCUGAAAUUUCAGGCCAGGAACGUGGAGGAGAGAGAUGCGUGGAUCCAAGCACUGAAUGAGGGGAUCAGCCGAGGAAAAAACAAAAUUUUUGAUGAGGUGAAAGUAGAUACCAGCUGCUCAUUAGAUCACGUGACCAGGGACCGAGCCCAGAAGGGAGCAGCAAAGAGAAGACCUCCUACCAGGAUCCACCUCAAGGGGGUGGCUGAAGCUGCUGAAGAUGGAUCUUCAAUAUUAGACCUAGAAAAACUGGAAGGUGUGGUACAUAAGCCAGCAGUGUCCAUGUCUGAAGAUACAAAGGCAUCUCCUGAAAAGGGACCUGUAAAGAUCCCUACACCACAAACAGAGCCAGUUUUGGCCCCAGAGAAAAAACCUGUGAAAAUUCCUGUUCCGCCACCAAAACAAGGUCCUAUGCCAGAAAAAGAACACACAAAAAUACCUACGCUACCUCUAGAUAAGACUUCUGUACAACCAUCCAUAGGAAAGCCCCAUCCAGAUAACACAGACAGUGUUGCACCAAUCAUUCGCCCACCAUCACCACCACCCAAAAUCCUUAAAGAGAACAUUUAUGCAAGAGAAAAACUUUUGUCCAAUGGUGGAAACACAAACCCUGAAGUAAAUUUGCCUGUUAGUGGGAGCAGAGAAAACUUGGUAGAUAUCAAUAAUCCUCCCCAACCUCCUCCAAAGAUCUUAUCUGACAAAAUGAAGAUUAAAUGGGAAGGAUCCACAUCAGAUCUAAUGGACAAAGAUUCAAUAAAGCCAGUUGACAGAGGGAGCAAAGAGAACCUGGUGGAAUUUGAUUCUAAUGAACUUGAAAAGACUUCUGUUGAGUCAGCUGAGUUGUCAGAUGAAGCAAAAGAACCAGAGCUGAACGAUGACAUGAACAGCCAACAGUCUAAUGAUCAGGACAUCUUUGAUCAGCUAGAUGAGAAAACCACUGAAGAAGUGGAAGAGGGUUCCGAUAAUUCUGAAACUAAAGAAAUGCCUGACCCUAGUGAAGUGCAGAAGAAGGAAACAGCUAAAGAAGAGGCUUUUGAAGACUCAGGUUGCAUCCAAAGUAUGGAAGAACAGUCCUCACAAGUACAGAGCACACUAACCCAAAUUAAUCCUGCAUUAGCAAAGUCAACCAUUCCUGAGAGAAUACCCAGAUCAUCCUCCCUGGGAGACUUCCUUUCAGAAGACAGUAUGGGUUCUGAAAGCAGGAGUGGGCAUAAAACGCCAAUGUUACAUCUUACUAAGGACCAUCUGCAACAAGUUGAAAUGAAGCUUGCCCGUGGAAGGGAGAAAACAGAGACACUUUUAAAUCGGGUCUUGCAGGGCGAUCUUAUAAAUAGUCCUGAAGGCAAUGGGCCAGAGGCAGAGACGCUUCUAAAUGAGGCUGUGAAGCAACUCAAAGAGGCAUCAGAAGUAUUACAAGAGUUACAAGAAUCCAGUAAUGUAUCAAUAGAUGUGGCUGGGGCAGUAACCUUGAAAAAGAGAGACCUAGUGACUUUGUACAGGAGAAGUGUCCCUUAGCCUCCACUCAAGUGUCCUCACAAUACUGAGAAUAAACCUCAGAAGCGGAGCCAUGGUUGGACUGGGGGAUGCAGGGCCCACCGGAGCUGCCAUACUAGGGGCCCCCCCACUGCCCACCCAACCCUCUCUGAACACGCAUACAAUAUAGUUACCUUUGGACGUGUUGGGGGAGGGAGAUCAGAGGCCCGAGGGAGUGGAACUCUGAGAUAAGCACCACCCUUCUAAAACUGCUUUGGCACUUUAUCUUGUACACCUUCUCUCUUUUGUGUCAGUGUUUCCUGGGGAACAGAAUGGACAUUGUAGAUUAUUGUACACAAGCCAUGAUGCAAGCUUAGCUAACAAGUGAUUCUAAAUGCAUUAUACUGUAUAUGAUUAUAAAUAGACAUAUUCAUAGGUUCAUCGUACACUCCAAAUUACACAAAGCAAAACAGAUAUAAUAUUUAAAUAUAUUAAAUGUAUAUUAAAAAGUGGUUAUUUUUUACAAAGCAUAGAUUAAAUGUUACAUAUCAAAAGGGGUUGUUCACCUUUAAGUUAACAUUUUGUAUGUUAUAAACUGGCCAAUUCUAAUCAACUUCUCAUUCGGUAUUAUUUUUUUCUUUUAUAGUUUUUGAAUAAUUUGCCUUUUUCUUUCGACUCCUUAUAGCUUUUAAAUGGGGGGUACCGACCCCAGCAUCCUAACAAUUAUUGCUCCAUGAGGGUACAUUUUAAUUGUUAUUGUUAAAUUGUAUUACUUAACAUGCUAUUUGGGCCCUCUCCUAUUCAUCUUAGGGUCUCUCAUUAAAAUCACUGCCUGGUUGCUAGGGUAAUUUGCAACCAGAUAGCUGCAAAAAUUCCAAACUGGAGAGCUGCUGAACAAAGAGCUACAUAAUUUAAAAACCACAAAUAAUACAUACCAGUUGCAAACUGUCUCACAAUAUCACACUCUACUUAAUACUAAAAGUUAAAUUAUAGGUGAACAAGACUUUUUAAAAUGGAUCUGCUAUUGUCCCCUGCCUUUCCCUUACAAAAAGAUCAUGUGAAAUACACCUGUAAGGUAUAAUGACCUUUGAAUGAACGCAUUAUACAAAAGUUACAUAUUUCCCUAUUUGAGAUAUCACUCACUUGUCAUGAGAAAUAAAAUAAUUUCUAUGCUCUAA